GCUGCUGUUGAAGGUGCUCUUCCUCUCCUCCUCCUCCUCCUCACUACGAGGAGGCGGACCUGCUCGGUGUCGCCUCAGCAGAAGCGCAGAAAAACCUCUCCUAUUAACCGACGACCUUUUUGCUGUGUCCACAUGAUCGCUGUGGUCGAUGUGACACCUCCUGCAGGCUCCUUCUCGGAUGUAGCUCUCAGGCUUAAAGCAAGUCUGUUUUCCAUCGGCUCAAAUGUGACUGACUGCUUUUGACAUUGACAGAUAAGAGGUGUGUAGGUCGGUGAGGCCGUUAAACUACCCAUCAAGAUGGUGGCCUUGUCGCUGAAGAUCUGCGUCCGCCAGUGCAACGUGGUGAAGACGAUGCAGUUUGAGCCGUCCACGCCCGUGUAUGACGCCUGCAGAAUCAUCAGGGAGAGAGUGCCAGAGGCCCAGUCAGGACAAGCCUCGGAUUAUGGCCUCUUCCUUUCUGACGAUGAUCCCAGGAAAGGAAUCUGGCUGGAGUCUGGAAGAACCCUGGAUUACUACAUGCUGCGAAAUGGCGACGUCUUGGAAUAUAAGAAGAAGCAAAGGCCGCAAAAGAUCAAAAUGCUGGAUGGUGCGAUUAAAACCAUCAUGGUGGACGACUCCAAGACGGUCGGCGAGCUGCUGGUCACCAUCUGCAGCAGAAUAGGAAUCACCAACUACGAGGAGUACUCGCUCAUUCAGGAGGUGACGGAGGACAAGAAGGAGGAUGGGAUGGGGACGCUGAAGAAGGACAGAACGCUGCAGCUCCGGGAUGAGAGGAAGAUGGAAAAGCUCAAAGCCAAACUCCACACAGACGACGACUUGAACUGGCUGGACCACAGCAGGACGUUCAGAGAGCAAGGGGUGGAGGAGAGCGAGACGCUGCUGCUCAGGCGCAAGUUCUUCUACUCGGACCAGAACGUGGACUCUCGGGACCCGGUUCAGCUGAAUCUGCUCUACGUUCAGGCGCGGGAUGAUAUAUUGAAUGGAUCCCACCCUGUCUCCUUUGAUAAAGCUUGUGAGUUCGCGGGGAUCCAGGCUCAGAUCCAGUUCGGACCCCAUGUGGAGCACAAGCACAAGCCCGGAUUCCUGGACCUGAAGGAGUUCCUACCUAAGGAGUACAUCAAGCAGAGAGGGUCCGAGAAGAAAAUAUUCCAAGAUCAUAAAAACUGUGGAGAGAUGACGGAGAUUGAGGCAAAAGUGAAAUACGUGAAGCUCGCCAGGUCCCUGCAGACAUAUGGAGUGUCCUUCUUCCUGGUGAAGGAAAAGAUGAAGGGUAAAAACAAGCUGGUGCCGCGGCUGCUGGGGAUAACCAAGGAGUCGGUGAUGCGAGUGGAUGAGAAGACGAAGGACAUGGUGCAGGACUGGCCUCUGACGACAGUGAAGAGAUGGGCUGCCUCCCCCAAGAGCUUCACCCUGGAUUUCGGAGAGUACCAGGAGAGUUACUACUCUGUCCAGACCACAGAGGGAGAGCAGAUAUCCCAACUUAUUGCGGGAUACAUUGACAUCAUUCUUAAAAAGAAGCAGAGUAAGGAUCGUUUCGGCCUUGAGGGAGAUGAGGAGUCCACCAUGCUGGAGGAAUCGGUUUCCCCUAAGAAGUCCACAAUUCUGCAGCAGCAGUUCAACCGUGUGGGUCGAGUGGAGCAUGGCUCUGUAGCACUUCCGGGCAUCAUUCGGUCGGGCUCCAUCGGCGGCCCUGACACAUUCAAUAUGGGUACUAUGCCCUCGGCCCAGCAGCAAAUCACCAUGGGGCAGAUGCACAGGGGACACAUGCCCCCGCUGAGUCUGGCCCAGCAGGCCCUGAUGGGGACCAUCAACAGCAGCAUGCAGGCUGUGCAACAGGCCCAAACCGACCUGGGACAUGUUGAUAGUCUUCCUCCACUGGGACAUGACUUGGCUUCCAGGGUUUGGGUUCAGAACAAAGUGGAUGAAUCCAAACAUGAAAUCCACUCUCAGGUCGAUGCUAUCACCGCUGGAACGGCAUCUGUGGUCAAUCUCACUGCAGGUGAGCCCACAGAGACGGACUACACGGCGGUGGGCUGCGCCAUCACCACCAUCUCCUCCAAUCUCACGGAGAUGUCCAAGGGUGUCAAACUGCUCGCGGCACUGAUGGAGGAUGAGGUGGGCAGCGGACACAAGCUCAUGGGUGCUGCCAGGAUGUUGGCAGGAGCCGUAUCAGAUCUGCUCCGAUCCGUUGAGCCUGCAGCCUUGGAGCCCAGGCAGACGGUGCUGACUGCGGCAGGAAGCAUCGGACAGGCCAGCGGGGAUCUGCUCCGUCACAUGGGGGAGGGCGAGACCGAUGAGAAGUUCCAGGACACCCUGAUGAAUCUGGCCAAAGCGGUGGCCAAUGCAGCUGCUAUGUUAGUCCUGAAGGCCAAGAACGUGGCCCAGGUGGCCGAGGACAGCGUGCUGCAGAACCGGGUGAUCGCAGCUGCCACUCAGUGUGCCCUGUCCACUUCACAGCUGGUCGCCUGCACCAAGGUGGUGAGUCCAACCAUCAGCUCCCCGGUGUGUCAGGACCAGCUGGUGGAGGCCGGGAAGCUGGUGGACCGCUCGGUGGAGACCUGCGUCAAAGCGUGCCGUUCGGCGAGCGACGACGGCGAACUGCUGAAGCAGGUCGGGGCGGCAGCCGGUGUGGUGAGCCAGUCCCUCAGCGACCUGCUGCAACACGUCCGCCACUACGCCAGCUGCGGAGAGCCCAUCGGGCGCUACGACCAGGCCACAGACACAAUCAUGAACGUGACGGAGAACAUCUUCACCUCCAUGGGUGAUGCUGGCGAGAUGGUGCGUCAGGCCAGGGUGUUAGCUCAGGCCACUUCUGACUUGGUCAAUGCCAUGAGGUCUGAUGCAGAGGCUGAAGUGGACGUGGACAACUCCAAGAAACUUCUGGCUGCAGCCAAACUCCUGGCUGACGCCACCGCUCGCAUGGUGGAGGCCGCUAAGGGGGCGGCUGCCUACCCAGAGAACGAGGACCAGCAGCAGCGGCUCAGAGAGGCAGCUGAGGGGCUCCGUGUUGCCACUAAUGCUGCAGCUCAGAACGCUAUAAAGAAAAAACUGGUCAACAGACUGGAGAUAGCUGCAAAGCAGGCGGCGGCUGCUGCUACUCAGACCAUCGCAGCUGCACAAAACGCCGCUGCCUCCAACAAAAAUACAGUCUCACAUCAACAUCUCGUUCACAGCUGCAAGGGAGUAGCGGAUAGCAUCCCCCAUUUAGUGCAGGGCAUGAGGAGCAGCCAGGCCCAGCCUGAGGAGCUGGGUGCCCAGCUCGCCCUCAUCAUGGCCAGCCAGAGCUUCCUACAGCCUGGAAGUAAGAUGGUGGCAUCUGCAAAGUCAGCCGUUCCAACGGUGGCUGACCAGGCUGCUGCUAUGCAACUGGGCCAGUGUGCCAAGAACCUGGCUACCUGCCUGGCGGAGCUCAGGACUGCCACUCAGAAGGCCCAUGAUGCAUGUGGUCCUCUGGAGAUCGACUCAGCCCUGAAAACAGUCCAGACACUCAAGAGUGAGCUUCAGGAUGCCAAGAUGUCCGUCAUCGAUGCACAACUCAAACCUCUUCCCGGGGAAACGCUGGAGAAGUGUGCCCAGGACUUGGGGAGUACAUCUAAGGCUGUGGGCUCGUCCAUGGCUCAGCUGCUAACGUGUGCGGCACAAGGCAACGAACAUUAUACAGGUGUGGCUGCCAGAGAGACAGCCCAGGCUUUAAGGACACUGGCCCAAGCAGCCAGGGGCGUGGCAGCCAGCACCAAGGAGCCGCAGGCUGCUGCUGCAAUGCUCGACUCAGCCCAGUGCGUCAUGGAGGGCUCGGCCAUGUUGAUCCAUGAAGCCCACCAGGCCCUGGUUCACCCCGGAGAUGCUGAGAGUCAGCAGAGACUGGCGCAGGUGGCCAAAGCGGUGUCGCACUCCCUGAAUAAUUGUGUGAAUUGCCUGCCAGGCCAGAAGGAUGUUGACAUGGCCCUCAGGAGCAUUGGAGAGGCCAGCAAGAAGCUGCUGGUGGAUAUUCUCCCUCCCUGCAGUAAGACAUUCCAGGAGGCCCAGACUGAUCUGAACCACACGGCCGCUGAACUCAACCACUCUGCAGGCGAGGUCGUCCACUCCUCUCGAGGAACAAGCGGCCAGCUGGCUGCGGCCUCGGGCAAGUUCAGCCAAGACUUUGACGAGUUCCUUGAUGCUGGCGUUGAGAUGGCAGGACACACUCAAAGCAAAGAUGACCAGAUCCAGGUCAUUGGUAAUCUGAAGAAUAUCUCCAUGGCGUCCAGUAAGCUGCUGCUGGCUGCCAAGUCUCUGUCUGUGGAUCCAGGUGCAGCCAAUGCGAAGAAUCUUCUCGCUGUGGCAGCAAGGGCGGUGACAGAGAGUAUUAACCAGCUGAUCACGCUCUGUACCCAGCAAGCAGCGGGACAAAAGGAGUGUGACAACGCCUUGAGGGAGUUGGAGGCUGUCAGAGGACUCCUAGAUAAUCCCAACGAGCCUGUCAGCGAACUCUCCUACUUUGACUGCAUCGAGAGCGUCAUGGAAAAUUCAAAGGUCCUCGGAGAGUCGAUGGCAGGUAUUUCUCAGCACUGUAAGACGGGUGAUGUGGUCGCCUUCGGGGAGAGCGUGGGUGUGGCGUCCAAAGCUCUGUGUGGGCUGACGGAGGCUGCAGGACAGGCAUCUUAUCUUGUAGGCGUGUCUGAUCCCAACAGUCAGUCAGGUCACGAGGGGCUGGUGGAUCCCAUUCAGUUUGCUCGGGCCCACCAGGCUAUACAGAUGGCAUGUCAGAACCUAGUGGACCCCGCCAGCAGUCCUUCACAGGUCUUGUCUGCAGCAACCAUUGUAGCCAAACACACCUCAGCUCUCUGUAAUGCCUGCCGCCUGGCUUCCUCCAAAACCUCCAACCCGGUGGCCAGGAGACAGUUUGUCCAGUCAGCCAAAGAGGUGGCCAACACCACAGCCAACCUCGUCAAAACCAUCAAGGUCAACUCCCCAUCUGAUCAAAACGGCUUAGAUGGAGAUUUUUCGGAGGAGAACAGAAACAGGUGCCGUGUUGCUACCACCCCGCUCCUCGAGGCUGUAGAAAACCUCUCCACCUUUGCCAGCAACCCUGAGUUUGCGAGCGUCCCGGCACAGAUCAGCAAUGAGGGCUCAGCCGCACAGGAGCCUAUUGUGCGUUCAGCCCGCUCGAUGCUCGAUAGCUCCACUUACCUUUUAGAAACGGCCCGCUCACUCGUCCUCAACCCCAAAGAUCCGCCCACCUGGUCCAUACUGGCUGGCCACUCCAGGACGGUGUCUGACUCCAUCAAGAGCCUCAUCACCUCCAUUAGGGACAAGGCACCAGGACAGAGGGAGUGUGAUUACUCCAUUGAUAACAUCAAUAAGUGUAUCCGGGACAUUGAGCAAGCUUCCCUGGCUGCUGUUGGGCAGACCCUGCCCUGCAGAGAUGAUAUCUCCAUGGAAGCGCUCCAGGAGCAGCUGACAUCCUCUGUUCAGGAGAUUGGGCAUCUGAUUGAUCCUGUCUCCACCACAGCCCGAGGCGAAGCUGCCCAACUAGGACACAAGGUGACUCAGCUGGCCAGUUACUUCGAUCCACUCAUCAUGGCGUCAGUGGGGCUCGCCUCCAAGCUCCAUGACCACCAGCAGCAGAUGACCAUCCUGGACCAGACCAAGACCCUGUCGGAGUCAGCCUUGCAGAUGCUCUACGCUGCUAAGGAAGGCGGGGGAAAUCCAAAGGCGUGCCACACCCACGAUGCCAUCUCUGAAGCAUCCCAGCUGAUGAAGGAGGCUGUGGACGACAUCAUGGUGACAUUGAACGAGGCAGCCAGUGAGGGCGGCAUGGUGGGGGGCAUGGUGGAGUCCAUCGCCGAGUCCAUGGGCAGGCUGGAUGAAGGAACACCACCUGAACCCGAGGGAUCCUUUGUGGACUACCAGACCACCAUGGUGAAGUUCUCCAAGGCCAUCGCCAUCACUGCACAGGAGAUGAUGACAAAGUCAUUGACCUGCCCUGAGGAGCUCGGUGGCCUUGCCUCUCAGGCGACAGUGGACUAUGCACAGCUAGCGCACCAAGGACGUCUUGCUGCAGCUACUGCAGAGCCGGAGGAGGUUGGUUUCCAGAUAAGGACACGAGUGCAAGAGCUGGGCCAUGGCUGUAUCUACCUGGUUCAGAAGGCGGGAGCCCUGCAGCUCAGCCCCACUGAUAGCUUCUCCAAGAGGGAGCUCAUCGAGUGCGCCCGCGCCGUCACAGAGAAGGUGUCCUUGGUGCUGUCAGCACUGCAGGCGGGGAACAAAGGCACCCAGGCCUGCAUCACAGCAGCCUGUGCUGUUUCCGGCAUCAUCGCUGACCUGGACACCACCAUCAUGUUUGCCUCAGCUGGAACGCUGAGCCCUGAGAAUGAAGAGUCCUUUGCCGACCACAGGGAGAACAUCUUGAAGACGGCCAAGGCGCUGGUGGAGGACACCAAGCUUCUGGUGGCUGGAGCCGCAUCCAGCCAGGAGAAACUGGCCCAGGCCGCCCAGUCCUCAGCCAAGACCAUUACCCAGCUCACUGAGGUGGUCAAACUGGGAGCAACCAGCAUGGGCUCUGAGGAUCCUGAGACACAGGUGGUUCUGAUAAAUGCGGUGCGCGACGUGGCCAAAGCUCUGGCGGAACUCAUCGGUGCCACCAAAUGUGCCGCCGGCAAGCCAGCCGACGACCCGUCCAUGUAUCAGCUGAAGAGCGCCGCCAAGGUCAUGGUGACCAACGUGACGUCUCUUCUGAAAACAGUGAAGGCAGUGGAGGAUGAAGCCACUCGCGGGACGAGGGCACUGGAGGCCACCAUCGAGUGCAUCAAGCAGGAGCUGACGGUGUUCCAGUCCAGGGACGUCCCAGACAAGUCCACCACACCCGAGGUGUUCACCCGCAUGACAAAGGGCAUCACCAUAGCGACGGCCAAGGCAGUGGCUGCGGGGAACUCUGCCCAGCAGGAGGACGUUAUCGCCACUGCCAACCUGAGCCGAAAAGCCAUCUCCGAUAUGCUGACUACGUGCAAGCAAGCAGCGUUCCACCAAGAAGUCAGCGAGGAACUGAGGAGCAGGGCCCUGCAGUACGGAUCUGAGUGCACCAGCGGAUACGUCAACCUUCUGGAGCAAGUGCUGCAGGUGCUGCAGAAGCCCACACCGGAGCAGAAACAGCAGCUGGCCAUGCACUCCAAACACGUGGCAGCGUGUGUGACCGAGCUCGUCCAGACAGCAGAGGCCAUGAAAGAUGGAGGAUCAGAGUGCGUGGACCCCGAGGACCCCACUGUCAUCGCUGAGACCGAGCUCCUCGGAGCGGCGGCGUCCAUUGAAGCCGCCGCCAAGAAACUGGAGCAGCUGAAACCGAGGGCCAAGCCCAAGCAGGCGGAUGAGACGCUGGAUUUUGAGGAGCAGAUCUUAGAGGCCGCGAAGUCCAUCGCUGCAGCAACUAGUGCUCUAGUUAAAUCUGCAUCAGCAGCACAGAGAGAACUGGUGGCACAAGGGAAGGUGGGAUCCAAUCUAGCUAAUGCAGUGGAUGAUGGCCAGUGGUCACAAGGUCUCAUAUCAGCGGCUCGUUUGGUAGCGGCAGCCACCAGUAACCUGUGUGAGUCAGCUAACGCCUCAGUUCAGGGCCACGCCAGCGAGGAGAAGCUCAUCUCCUCGGCCAAACAGGUGGCGGCCUCCACAGCUCAGCUGCUGGUGGCCUGCAAGGUCAAGGCGGACCAGGAUUCUGAAGCCAUGAGGAGACUUCAGGCUGCUGGUAACGCCGUGAAGCGGGCCUCAGACAGCCUGGUGAAGGCAGCUCAGAAAGCAGCGUUUGACAAGACCGAAGAUGACAGCGUGGUGGUGAAGACCAAAUUCGUCGGAGGCAUAGCUCAGAUCAUUGCGGCUCAGGAGGAGAUGCUGAGGAAGGAGAGGGAGCUGGAGGAAGCCCGCAAGAAGCUGGCUCAGAUCCGACAGCAGCAGUACAAGUUCCUGCCCAGCGAGCUGAGGGAGGACGAGGGCUGAGGGGCCGAGCGGGGAAGGACGUGCGCUGCAUUGAUGAAGACCCCUCUUGUCAUAGGCUGAUGUUGCCAAUGUAUCAAUGGCUGCUUUACUCUCUUAUAAUCGAGGAAUAUACAGCACUUGAAUCAGGCCUGUUGGGUGAGAACAACAAGUGCCUGUGCUCUGUAGUGUGUGUUUGUGUGGGUGUGUGUGUGUGCGUAUGUGUGUGUGUCAGCGUGUGUGUGUGUGUGUGUGUGUGUGUGUGUGUGUGUGUGUGUGUGUGUGUGUGUCAGCGUGUGUGUGUGUGUGUGUAUUUGUCAGUUAAAGACACUCAAUAAGGAAAAAGUUGUUAAUAUGAGCAGGUUGAGAAAGUGUGAUUAAGUUGUAUGGUUAAUGUAUCAUUGCUUUGUGAGUGUUACUCCAUCAUGAGCAUUACUGACUGUUACAAUCAUGAAUUUGAGAUGUUAUGAAUGCAGAAAUCCUCUAUAAUCUUUGAAUGUUCUAUAAGUGUUGAAGGUUCAGAGCAAAUAGAAAUGAACUGGUGACACCUCCAACCAACCUUAGGGCCCAUAGCUUGUACUCCCAACAUCCUAUGUAAAAACAUCCGAGGGUUAACAGAAAGCGGAGGGAGGAGGGACUCCUCGUUUCACCACUGCUUUGCAUGCACCAUAAUGUCUAUACAUAUCAAUGAGGCUACUAACGAAUAGAGUAGUAUAGAGUGGAAAGUCACUUGUAUUUUACUAUUGAAAAUGUGAAAUUGCUGUUCAUCUGGAAAAAUCAUCUCAAAUCAAGGAUUCUGACCACCGGCCAACAAUUGCUAUAAAAUAUUUAUUCUUGACAACAUUUUCUAAGGACAUAUGUGACCAAAUAUGUCUUUAUCCUUGUGUGAGUCUGGCCGCGUCAUGUAGCCCCCGCAGUUCCUCCCUCACCUACACAGAGCUGUGUAAGGAAGAUAUAUGUUUACAUUGUGUGUCACGUCUGUUCCUGCUCGUCUUCGUGAAUUAAUCCCUCUCCCUAUAACACUGGCCAGAUUUAGUUUGGGUGCCCGCUGUACUGCACACACACUCACACAAACAUACACACACUCACAUACAGCUAUUUUCCCUGCUCGUCACCCCGCUGUUAUGGCAACGGUAUUUUCACUUUGGACUGACGGUCAAAAGCAAUACAAUGAUUCUAGCAAGAUAAUAACGAGGGGCUGCGCUGUCACUGGUUGGUCGAUUGCAUACGUGCAGUGAUGUUUGGCUUUGCCCUCCCGAAUGACACAAGAAAUACAUUUUUGCACUGAUCAUAAACUUACGCACUGAAGAAGGCAAUUUAAAGCUUCCGUCACAUACAAAGCAGAAGGAAGUUCUGAUGGAGGAAACUGAUCCAAUAAUUUCCUUUACUUUCGUAUAUUAACGUGUUAUAUAUUGGAAAUGUUACGCACUUCAUCUCCUCAGUCUGUCCAUGCCAGUGUCUGGUCUGCAUCGUGUACUAGUGCCUUACUCGAGUCUGUCCUGUGAGCAGCUGAAGAUCAGGCCCGGUUUGGAGCCUGAGCCUCUUCCUCUCUGGAUCAGAACAUGAUGCCAUGCUAAUGCCCAUCGGGGUCUUAAUAAACUGUCACCGAGUCCCUCUGCCAUACAGUACAAUGCCUUGGCUGGUGACCUAUAUACCUGCCUCCAAUGUUAUAAUGCUGAUAUAUAAUAAAAAGGGCAUCUGUGGAUACCUUCGGAUUCAGAGACCAUAUCAGAACUCUUAACACUAGACUGCAUUCCAUGAGCAUGUGGCAAUUUGUGUUUGAAUAACUUCCUUGUUUCAUCGUCUAAUCACUAUCCCAAAAUAAAAAGAUUUGUUUUUAUCAGUAAAUGUAAGAAUUACCCUGAAAUAUAUUGUCUUACUGAUUUGUCUGAGUAUUAACAGGAAAUAGAAAACGUUAGUAGCCCUGUUAUGAAUCGGUGUUGUGCUUUCUUUAACAGACUGCAUUGGUUUUAUGAUUUGAUGCUGUAUCUAUAAUAUUUAUCUGGUCACAAAAGUAUUUUUUGUAUUCACCAAAAAAUAAAAAAGUUUCAAAACA
Hippoglossus stenolepis (Pacific halibut) is the source of this 9994-nucleotide messenger RNA. RefSeq names its product talin 2b (gene tln2b). Gene Ontology annotation, biological process: cell-cell adhesion. NCBI's taxonomy places the organism in Eukaryota, Metazoa, Chordata, Actinopteri, Pleuronectiformes, Pleuronectidae. The record is from RefSeq and is a predicted model, not a curated record. Gene Ontology annotation, molecular function: integrin binding; structural constituent of cytoskeleton; actin filament binding. The transcript has 58 exons. The coding region runs from base 298 to 7962 and encodes 2554 amino acids. Gene Ontology annotation, cellular component: ruffle; focal adhesion; cytoskeleton.